Falco peregrinus (peregrine falcon) is the source of this 2156-nucleotide messenger RNA. RefSeq names its product cytochrome P450 2D17. The record is from RefSeq and is a predicted model, not a curated record. Gene Ontology annotation, cellular component: intracellular membrane-bounded organelle; cytoplasm. NCBI's taxonomy places the organism in Eukaryota, Metazoa, Chordata, Aves, Falconiformes, Falconidae. Gene Ontology annotation, biological process: xenobiotic metabolic process; arachidonate metabolic process. The coding region runs from base 196 to 1719 and encodes 507 amino acids. Gene Ontology annotation, molecular function: heme binding; iron ion binding; oxidoreductase activity, acting on paired donors, with incorporation or reduction of molecular oxygen, reduced flavin or flavoprotein as one donor, and incorporation of one atom of oxygen. The transcript has 10 exons.
GAGGCCAGCAAGUGCAGAACUGCAGGGGGAGAGGAGCUGGGAGGCACAGCAGGAGCGCAGGGAAGGGGGGAGAGCAAGGGGGGGGCAGCUGCCAGGGGGAGGAACUGAGAGAGGAGGGCAGAGGAGAGCAGAGGCAAAAGGAGGCAGAAAGAGUCGGGUCAAAAGAGGAAGGCUGAGGAGCAGACAGGCUACAAAAUGGCAUUAGCCCUGUGGCUGGGGUCCCUGCUGUCAUCCUGCUGGCAAAACCUCUCUAUACUGGGAGUUUUUCUUACAGUCUUUACUUUACUUCUCGACUUCAUGAAGCGCAGGAAGAAGUGGAGCCGUUACCCGCCGGGCCCGGUGUCGCUGCCGUUCAUUGGGACCAUGCUGCACGUCGACUUCCGCAGACCCCACGUCUCCUUCAAGCAGCUUCACAAGAAGUUUGGAAAUGUCUUCAAUCUGCAGAACUGCUGGACCAACGUGGUAGUACUGAAUGGGUAUCAAACAGUGAAGGAUGCCCUGGUCCACAAAUCAGAGGACUUCGCUGACCGGCCGUACUUUCCAGUAUAUGAACAUCUGGGCUAUGGAAGUAAAUCUGAAGGGAUUAUUGUAGCAAAAUAUGGGCCCAUCUGGAAGGAGCUAAGGAGAUUCACACUGUCUACUUUGAGGAACUUUGGAAUGGGAAAGAAAUCCUUGGAGGAGCGAGUGACGGAGGAAGCUGGAUUUCUGUGCUCUGCAGUUGAGUCUGAAGAAGGUAAACCUUUUGAUUUACGUUUUCUUGUAAAUAAUGCAGUAUGCAAUGUAAUCUGCACCACCGUCUAUGGAGAGCGUUUCAACUAUGGUGAUGAGACAUUCAAGAUGAUGUUACAUUUGUUUGAAAGCUCUCUGAAUGAAGAAACUGGAUUCCUGCCCCAGCUUCUUAAUGUGCUGCCCAUUUUGCUGCGCAUCCCUGGAGUGCCACAGAUGGUCUUUCGAGGGCAAAAGGUAUUUAUGGACUUCAUAGAUGUGCUCAUAGAAAAGCACAUGGAGACCUGGAACCCUGCUCACAUCCGAGAUUUCACUGAUGUGUUUUUAAAGGAAAUGAAGAAGGGUAAGGAGGCUGAAGAGAGUGGUUUCAACUAUAACAACCUUCGUCUGGUGACUGCAGACUUGUUUAUAGCUGGUUCUGAGACCACCUCCACCACUCUCCGGUGGGCAUUUCUGUACAUGCUUCUCCACCCGGAAAUACAGAGUAAGGUCCAAGCAGAGAUUGAUAAAGUGAUUGGCAAAGAGAAACCACCCACCAUGAAGGACCAAGUGAGCAUGCCCUACACCAAUGCUGUGAUCCAUGAAGUGCAACGCUGCGGGGAUAUCGUUCCUGUUGGACUACCUCACAUGACGUACCGGGACACUGAGGUCCAAGGCUUCUUCAUUCCCAAGGGGACGACAGUCAUCACCAACUUGUCUUCCGUGCUGAAGGAUGAGACAGUGUGGGAGAAGCCAAAUGAGUUUUAUCCCGAACACUUCCUGGAUGCGAAUGGGCAGUUUGUGAAACCAGAGGCCUUCCUGCCUUUCUCAGCAGGUCGCCGUGCCUGCCCAGGGGAACAGCUGGCCAGGAUGGAGCUCUUUAUUUUCUUUACCACUCUAAUGCAGAAAUUCACCUUUGUGCUCCCCGAGGACCAGCCCAGGCCACGGGAGGAUGGUCACUUUGCUCUCACGAAUGCGCCACACCCGUAUCUGAUACGAGCUGUUCCAAGAUAAGUGCACACCUUUUUUUUUUGGCAUUACAUAAAGUCAGCUCUUGGGCAAGUGUGGAACUUGCGAAAGUAUAGAGUUACACUGAAACAGUAUGGCUGUAGAUUUCAAAGCUAUCUUUCUCUUUCUUCCUGCAAUAUUCCUGACAAACUGUUUUGCAAAGUGUUAAGAUACGUCAGUGUUUAGAUUAGUAGUAGCUACCCUUUAACCACAUGGCUGGAAAGACUGUAGCAUAAAGGAGCUUCUAUGCAUAAUCACAGCUAAAAAAUCUCUGAAACUGAUUGCACGUGCACACAUUCAUCUUUCUAAUAGUAAAUUUGGAAGCUAUGAAAACUAUUGAGUGAUGCAAAUACUUACCAAUACCAUGGUUAAAAUUUUUACCUCAGCAGGAACUGCACAUUUAUGUUUUUCAUCUACAAAAUAAUCAGAAGGAAUACAAGUGA